AUGAUUCGAGAAAUGAGCCCCUACUCAAGCUCGAACACUUCCACGACUGAACACAAGUGCAUGCACAAUGACGUGUCCCGUCAACCUGCAAUUGAUACAUCACGAACCCCAAACCCCGAACGUGGCGGUCUGCUCCUGCACCCUCGGUUCGCUCCGUUCACCGCGCCCACGCCGUUCAUUCGCUAUGCAAGACGGAACACAUCUCCGGGUGUGCGAUGA
Messenger RNA from Penicillium lagena, 219 nucleotides. RefSeq lists its product as uncharacterized. Lineage: Eukaryota; Fungi; Ascomycota; Eurotiomycetes; Eurotiales; Aspergillaceae. The transcript has a single exon. The record is from RefSeq and is a predicted model, not a curated record. Bases 1 to 219 code for a protein of 72 amino acids.